GUGAUAAGCAACAAAGCAACGUUUAAUAUUUCAAUAAUGACUUUAAAAUGGAAUGAAAAAUUAGAUAGGUCCAAUCGAAAGCAUUAUUUAGUACUGUUUCUACUAUUAUUCUUGCUUAUAUUUACUCUCGCAUUCGAGCUAGUCGGCGUUUAUAACCAAAAUCAGACCAGUUCUGUUCAAAUAAUAUACGUGGAAAGUGAUAAACCGGCUGUAUUUAAGACUGAUCCAAGAUUCUUGAGCUUAGGACUCGAUGCCAUAGUAAUAGCGAACGGGUUCCGAAGGUUCAACAUGUCCGAUCCGAGAUUAAUAAAGAUGAUCAAGUACCUCGGACCGGGCUACCUCAGAAUCGGAGGGAACUUACAGGAACGAAUCAAAUUCUCGCUAUUGAACGAUACAAACGAAUAUUUACAAGAUGAUAACAUUGCAUUGGACUUGGUACCCAAUAUAACAUUAACUGCAUCGAACUGGUUAAAGCUGAACAAACUAGCUAGUAGCGCAAACAUGGAAAUAUUUUACGGCCUUAACGCCCUACAGAGAUUCCCCAACGGGUCCUGGGACCCCAGAAACGCCGAAAUCAUGAUAAAAUACACCACCGACCACGGUUUCAAAGUCAACUGGGAAUUAGGAAACGAACCUAAUUCAUUCAGGCACAAAUUCAACGAAGCCGUCAAUGCCACACAAAUGUCCAAGGAUUUCGUCGUGUUAAGAUCGAUUUUGAACAAAUACUCCAAGUACAAUCGAUCGAUGCUAGUCGGGCCAGACACGACGAGACCCCAGAGGAACCCCGAAAGCCAAAUUUACCUCGAACAGUUCAUUAAAAGAGGCAGUUUCGAAGUGGACAAAAUUACUUGGCAUCAAUAUUACGUGAACGGUCACAACACGAGCGCAGAGGAAUUUCUGGAUCCGAAAAUUUACGAUCUACUGAAAUUUCAAAUCGACAGAGUCAAAGAGAUUACAAACAAAACUCACAGGGCUAUUUGGCUGGGAGAAACGUCUUCAGCUUAUGGCGGGGGAGCCCCGGAACUCUCCGAUAGAUUCACCAGCGUUUUCAUGUGGCUGGAUAAGCUCGGACUGGCGGCCAAAUUGGGGGUCGAGCUGGUUAUGAGACAAUCGAUUUUCCACGGGAAUUACUCGUUGUUGGACGAUUUUUACAAUCCCAAUCCAGAUUGGUGGGUCAGUUUGAUAUACAAGCGAUACGUCGGGCAAGUGGUUGUUCCUAUUUACAACGUUACAACUGAUAGAGUCAGAUUGUAUGCCCACUGUUCGAAGAAUAUAGUCCAAAAAGGCAUCACCAUUUUCGGUUUUAACGUCGACCACAGCCCUGCUAACGUAGAAUUGCAGGGACUGCGUAACUUAGAUGGACGAGUUCCUCCUUACGUGGAAGAAUUUUUGUUACAAACGAAUUAUUUAACUUCGAAAAACGUGUUUUGCAACGGCAGACUUCUAGCAAUGCUUCCUGGAAAUCAGUUACCGAAUAUAUUUGGUGUUAUAAAAAAUAUUUCACCUUACCUCACCUUACCUCCAUUUUCCGUCGUGUUUUGGAAUAUACCAAAUGUUAGAGUUAAAGCUUGUAUGUAGUGCUAAAG
Molecule: messenger RNA, 1586 nt
Organism: Phyllotreta striolata
Lineage: Eukaryota; Metazoa; Arthropoda; Insecta; Coleoptera; Chrysomelidae
Source: the annotation of a GenBank genome assembly